Messenger RNA from Porites evermanni, 1593 nucleotides. The record is from the annotation of a GenBank genome assembly. Lineage: Eukaryota; Metazoa; Cnidaria; Anthozoa; Scleractinia; Poritidae.
AUGGCCAGAUUGCCAAACCGGCCUCCCUCGGUUUGCGCGCUGUCACCCCAAGAACUCUCAUACGAAACAGUUGAUGUUGACAAAGUUUACAUCCCAACUCAUGCGCUUUUGAUCGCCGAAAACGAGUUGAUAUUUCUUGCGAUCGCGAGCAUUUUGAAAGAUCGAAAGGCUGUGCUGAUUGCAGGGGCCGGGUAUAUCUACUUCGGAAAAAUCAAUUUCCGCCUUGUGUUUUUACUCAAAGCUCGAGGCGAGCCAUCUGCAGUUGUCCAGGCCAUCAAAUUACUCAAACCAAAAGCUGGAAUCUUUCUCGGGUUCGGGAAAUGUCCUCAUAGCAGGACGUACGAGAUCGGGGACGUGAUUGUGGCAGAAGCGAUAGUUCGAAAGAACCCCAAACUUGGAAAACCUGAAAGCCUAGCGUGCAGUGAAUGUUUGAUCAACGUUUUCGAAAAUGGCAAAUAUGGCUGGACACCGCCCAAGUACCGCAAACAAGCUGUCCAUGUUGGCAAAGUAUUUCAGAUGGGAGAUCUCACAAAGAAUGAGAAAACCAGUGCAGUAGCUGUGAAAACUUCGACGUUAGGUCAGUAUAGUGCUCACAAACAUAGACUUUAACAUAAAAGGCAUCGCUCACUAGCUUGCGCACCAUUCGAGAAUGAAAAAAUAAACUAACAGACUGUGACGAUCGUAACAAACAUUUAACAAUUUAUCGGAACACCGGUAGAAAAUGACACUGAUUGUUACAAACUUUAAUUUUUUACGGUUGACUUUUUUGCGACUGAAAGUUACAUUUUGGAGGUUUAACUGCCAAAGGAUCCCCAUUGAAGACCAUCCGUGACGGACAUAAUUUCUGUUUUAUGUCAUUACUUUACUGUUUACGUCCGUGUCACAGUCGACAGAACAUUACAGUCAUUACAUUGGCGGGGCAAACAAUCCCGUCAGCUUCACUCAUGUUCUUUAAGAACCAUUAAUACAACCCUUUGUUAAGACCUUGUCGGUAUGCUAUUGCAAUGUUACAAUCUACGCCUAUAUAAAUACCCUUUUCGAGGAACAACAACAACAACAAUCGCUAAUCAUAAUCGACCAGGCUAAUGAAAGUCUUAGCGCAGGAUUCAGCUGGGAUAUUUCGGUUUUAUACGUUCAUUGACAAUUUUGUUACUUAAGGUUCAUGGAGUUUUUGAAGAAGCUGUGAACCCCAUAAAAUGGAAGCGUGAAGAUGAUGCAAAAUAGCUUCAUUUAUAAAGUUGACAUGUUCUUUUCGCAGAUAUACUUGAAUGCUGCGAAGUCCUGGGAAAAGAAUGGAUCUCAAUUGUAGGCGUGAUUGGCACUCAGCGUUACCAUGGAAACUCUACUUGGAAGCAAUACGUAGCAGCGGUCUUGAGCUCACUGGUGAAUAAGGUGCUACAGGAUGACCAAGUGUUUGCAAUCUUAGGAGGAGAGUGUGGGGAGCCCACACGACACAGUCCCCUCCCUGGAAACCCUCUGCAAGAAACAGUUUCUCUUAAAAGUAAGCUGGGAUCAUUAAAUGGGUGUCAGCUCAACCUCUUUCCCAGGGUCUGGUUGCUGCUACUCUCCUUUUUUCCCAACCUCUUUUUAUGA